Molecule: messenger RNA, 4829 nt
Organism: Penaeus chinensis
Lineage: Eukaryota; Metazoa; Arthropoda; Malacostraca; Decapoda; Penaeidae
Product: polycystic kidney disease protein 1-like 2
Exons: 27
Coding region: 1-4446 (1481 amino acids)
Biological process (GO): detection of mechanical stimulus
Cellular component (GO): membrane
Molecular function (GO): calcium channel activity; calcium ion binding; protein binding
Source: RefSeq, a predicted model, not a curated record
AUGAACCAAAAUCAGGGCGUGACGGAGAUCCUGUCGGGCAAGAACGUGGACAACGUCCCUCCCACCGACGUCGACGCGGCGAGGAACUGGGACUACGAAGUGGACAUAGGCAGUGACUUGAACAUGGAGAUCCCGCUAAGUCGAGAAGUGAUGUUGCAACAGAACGUCCUCGACACAACCAAACUCAGAGCGAAAGAUCAGGUGUCCCGAAUGAUGAAUUUGGUGAAGAGCAUCGGCAAGACCGUGGAGGCGAAGAGCGUCGAGGGGGAGGUGGUCCUCGCUCAAGCUCCCAACGGCGCCUCGAUGAUGGUCGCCAAAGUAACAGAGGCAAUGCUGAGCCACGGCAUGAAGGUGGCGGUGACGAAGGGCGGCGGUGAGAUCCAGCUGCCCACUUCCUUCUGCCCCUCCCGCUCGCUGGGCAUGGAAGCCUGCAACCAGACCAUCACUCUGUCAGCUGUGGAGUGGCCCUCCGUCACUUACUCGUAUGCUCAGUCGUCGAAUCAAUUAAGCAAGAGUACAAAAGUCGUUAGUCUGGACGUGUUUCUGAACGGGCAGUCGAUCUCCAUUAACGACACGGAGGGUAUCGUUAUCAGCAUUCCGCGAAGCCCCGAGGAUCUGCCAGACCCGAUCCUCAUGGACCGGGAGGAGGUACUGGCGAGGAUGGUCCACGUGCCCGUCGUCUACAGCCAGUUCAACAUCUCGCGGCCCGGCUCGGCUGCCAACAUUGAGAUCAUUGCCAACGGCACUUCUGCUAAUCGCUCUGUUCUCCUGCUUGGCCACGAGAAAAUGCCUACGCCUGCUAGCUACGAGAUGCUCAUUCCGCUGUCUAGUAUCCCCACGAACGAGCAUGAUAUCAAAGACCUUUUCCUCAACUCGAGCGACAUUAAAAAUCGCACCGGCCGUUUCUUCUUGGGUUUAGCGUCGCUCCUGAGUAACGUUGCCAUGGAAACGGCCUUGAAGAACAUCACCAAAGAUCAUUUAGACUGGGAACCGGACGUCGCCUACAGCCUGCGCGUGUUCACCUCCGGCUGCUACUACUUCGACGAGGCUCUCGAUGAAUGGUCCAACAGCGGCCUUGAGGUUGUGUCCACGAGUUACCUGAUGACCCAGUGCCAAUCGUCGCAUCUCACGUCCUUUGCGAGUGGCUUCUUCCCCUCGCCGAAUGAAAUCAACUUCGAGUUCAUCUUCGCCAAUGCUGGUUUUACCGAUAACAUGUCUAUCUAUAUGACUCUUAGCUUCACUCUGGUCUUGUUCAUAGCACUCCUUAUUUGGGCACGAUACAAAGACCGGGAGGAUUUGAAGGAGCUGGGCGUGACCCCGCUGCCAGACAACAAGGUGGACGACCGCUACCUGUACGAGAUCGUGGUUUACACAGGCAGCGAGAAGGAGGCUUCGUGUCAAUCCAAUAUCCAGAUGGUGUUGUCAGGCGAGUGUGGCGAGACGCAAGUUCGGAAACUGGCAGAUUCCCAGCGUCCAGUCUUUUGCAGGAACGGGAUUGAUUCGUUCGUGAUGGCUGUGCCGAGGCCGCUGGGGAAACCUCAGUACCUGCGCGUGUGGCACGACAACUCCGGCGAAGGACACUACUCCUCGUGGCACCUCGCCUUCGUCAGCGUGCGGGAUCUGCAGACGGACGAGAAAACGACCUUCAUCGCGAACCGGUGGCUGGCCAUCGACAGGGACGAUGGGCAGAUCGACCUGACCCUCGCCGCCGCCAACCUGGGUGAAAUGACCAACUUCAGCCACCUGUACAAGGCAAGCAAAGAGAAAGGAAUGAGAGACCGAAACCUUUGGACGUCCGUUUUCUAUAGGCCUCCGAGGUCAAGAUACACCAGGAUGGAGCGAGUGGGCGUUUGUACAGCUUUCGUGUACCUUUCCAUGAUGACAAGUGCCAUGUGGUAUGAAGUGGCUCCCGAAAAGGCCUCCGCUGACAGUUACUUUGAUCUCGGUGCCUUUUCGCUUAGUCAAGAACAGGGUGCAAUAGGGCUCAUUUCCCUGGUGGCCGUGUACCCUGUGAUUCAACUGGUGGUGGCCAUGUUCAGGUACGCAGGACCCCGGACGCGCAAAGUAUCUCGGUCCAUUGCUGCGCGCGAUCGACAAAGAGCUGAGCAACGGGAGGAAAUGGGCCUCGCUCCCGAAGCGGAAAUGGAUGUGGAAAAGGGCGGGAAAGAAGAAAGGAAAAACAGGGCGAAGAACCUUAAGCAGCCCUUUACCCUACCAUGGUGGUUCCGCCUGGUUGCCUGGUUGCUUGUCCUUGCAGUCGCGGGCCUGUCUGUGUUCUUCGUGUGGGCAUAUGCGAUGCAAUUCGGUGCCCAGAAAACGGGUCGCUGGCUCUCUUCACUGCUGGUUACCUUCCUCAGCUCGCUGCUUGUUAUUGAGCCUAUUAUGGUGCUCCUCGGCGCGGUGAUCAGAGCCACGUGUUGUAGCAAGUGUGUCUCGACCCGCGUUGAUGAGGAUGACGUUGACUUCGACGAACAAGAAACGAACCUCUUUCACGACGAGGAAUGGCAGCACAUCAAGCCCCUGGACGCCUCGGCCCCCCGACGCGUGCACGCCGUCAAGGGCACGAGCGACACGACCCUCCUGAAGAGCCUGCGUCUGAGGCUGGUGAAGGAGCGCGAGAUGAUGCUCGUGCUGAGGGACAUCCUGGCCUACCUCGCCUUCGUCAUGAUGCUGGGCUUCAUCACCUACGGGAGCCGCGACCCGUCCACCUUCCUCAUGGUCUCGCACUUCCGCAACGCCUUCAUCAGGGAGGGGGACAUCUACUGGGACUACAAGGAGAAGGUAAUCCACAGCGACCGAUACUGGCUGUGGUUGAAAAAUAUCAUGCUGAAGGAAUUGCGAGCUCAGCGCUGGUACAAUGACGAACCUCCGUAUGGCUUGAGAGGCUUCUUGGGCGACAAGCAGAAUAGGAUUAUGGGCUACGGGAUCCUGCGGCAAGUGAGGAACAAGAAGGACGUCUGUAGACCACCCGCCGGCCCGAUUCGUAAGAUCGUGAGCUCGUGCACAGGACCUCGAGACGUGGCCCUUGAGGACGACGGGGACUACUGCGCUCACUGGGGCGAGAAGGAGAUCUUCCCGGGGGCGUGCAGCUUGCCGGAGUUCAAGUACAAAUCAGCCGAUGAGUUGGAAUCCUUCCCCACGUACGGACGUCUGGGUACGUACGGCGGCGGCGGGUACGUGCUGCCCGUUCGAGGGUCGUCCAGCGAGAUCCUGGAGCGCCUGGACUUCCUGCAGAAGGCCAACUGGAUCGACAAGUACACCCGCGCCGUCAUGUUGGAAUUCUCCGUCUACAACGCUAACGUGAACCUCUUCGGCAUCGGCACGGUCAUGGCGGAGUUCCUUCCUGGAGGAGGCAUCAGGCCCUACUGGCGCUUCGACUCCACCCGCCUCAUUCAGCCCUGGACAGGCUUCGGCUUCUUCAUCCUGCUGAACGAGAUCGGCUUCGUCGUCGCCACAGUCUUCUUCACCUUCCGCGAGAUAUGGAAAUGCUACAAGUCCGGCCUAUUGACGUAUCUGAAAGGCUACUGGAACUUAGCGGAGAUCGCCAUCAUCCUUACGUCAUACUUGGCGAUUGGUCUCUACGUCUAUAGGCAUAUGGAGGUUUCCCGCGUCCUCAAGAUCUUCGACGAGACCUACGGCAACGGCUACGUGAGAAUGGAGUACGCCACGCUGCUGGAUCUGUUCUACCUGUAUGCCGUGGCUGGCAUUAUUUUCUUCUCUACGCUCAAGUUCAUCAAGCUCCUCCAGUUUAACAAGCGGAUGAACCUGCUUGGUUUCACGUUCGGCCGCUGCUGGGACGAUCUACAAGUCUUCUUCCUCACCUUCGGCAUUCUGUUCUUCGGCUUCACAACCUUGUUCUUCACCAUCUUCAACCUGCAGCUGGAGGAGUUCGCGAACUUCUUGGCGGCCGUCCAGAUGUGCUUCUCGAUGAUGCUCGGCAAAUUCAAUUUCGAGGCGAUGGCUCAGGCGAACCAGGCGUCCCCAGUCAUGUUCUUCGUGUUUUCUCUGAGCACGAGCAUGAUUCUCAUCAACCUCAUGCUCACCAUCAUCAUCAGGUCUUUCACAGAAGUCAAGAACGAGCUCAAGCAUAUGAAAAACAAGUACGACAUCCUGGACUUCAUUUCCUACAAGGUCAUGACGACGCUCGGGCUGCAGGAGAGGGAGAUCCUUCUUCACACAGCCGAGCCUGACAUCACAGAAACAUCACAGCAGUCAGAGACGGCGAUUUCAGCCAGCGAUGAGUUCCCAAGUAAAGUCGAUUCUCUUCUGUGUUACAUCAAUGAUCUCUAUUUCAACGGGCAGCUCGACCUGAAAAACCCGGACGGACUGAAGGCUGCAGUGGGACGAGAUAUCGCCCACGACCAAAACCUUACAAUCCGCAUGUCAUCAGGCUUUGACAGAUACUUUGGUAAGCUUAAAGGAGAAAAAAAUGGUCACCACGAAUGAAUGAAUGAAAAAAAUACAUCUGACGGAUAACGCUUGAUUGUUUUCUCUCUCAACGUAUAAUAAUUAGCAAUUAAUUACAUGAAGAUAGCUUAUGGCUGUAGUCCAUAUGUUGCUCCGACCCUUCUGCACCCAAGGUUUUCCUAGGCCUACCAGCAAGAGUAUGAGAAAGUACAGGUUUUCAUAAUCACAUUUCGAGUUCUCCUUCUUGUGUUGAAAGAGUGAGACGAGCAAUGACCUGAGACAGUUUAUCGACAUUCCAAGUCUAAUUUACUUUAGCGUCUUUUUAAGUUACGGUUCUUUUUAUGUUAAGUGAAGAACGCCAAAUAUAUUCCGCACAAAGUAUAAUAUGCACUUUUAUUGUUGAUGUCUGGUUAGUGUAGUUA